UCUGGCUGGCAGAGGCCAGGCAACAGCUAAUUAGUUAGCUACUAUUCGACGACAGCCAUAAACAGGUCAAUCUGGCCUAUAGUGGACACUACAUUUCAUACUAACUCAGAACAACGCGGCGUGCAAACAGAUGUUUAAGAGUUCGCAUACAUUUGCGCGUCUUGAGUGCAGUUUGUAUUGCAUCUAGGUAGUUUCUCUUAGCUCCGCGCUACAGAAAGUGCAGCGGCGGGAGACACCUGGAUUCAGCUGCAGAAAGCCAGGCGCGCGAGCACAGACAAGCGAGCCAUCUGCGUUUACAAAUACAGUGUAGCUUUAAAAUAAGUAAAACGCGCCCAGAUCUUCUGCAAAAUGGCAAGACCUUCGAGGAAUAAAAGGGUUGUUGACUAUGCACAAUUCCAAGAGUCUGACGAUGCUGAUGAGGAAUACGUAAAAGAAUCAGAACGAUCUGAGAAAAAGACUGUAAAACGCAGUGAUGAAUCUCGACCCAAGGACCGCAAGAAGGAUCUCAGUGAAGAUGACAAUGACUUUGGAGAGGAUGAGGAAGAUGAUGAUGAUGGUGGUGACAGUGACUUUGAUGCCAAAAAGGCCAGCAGGGGGAGGCAGGCACCAGCUAAACGGAAAAGGGCUGCAGAUGACAGUGAUGAUGAUGGUAAAGUUGUAAAGAAGAAGGGCCGGCAGGUGCGUCAGGCUGCCACUAAAGCUGCAUCCAAACAAAGGGAGAUCCUUCUUGGGGAUGGUGGAAGUGAGGAAGAGGGGGGUGUGGAAGAGGAGGAGGAGGAGGAAGAAGACAGUGACGUUUACACCGGGGAAGACUCGGGUAGUGAUGAAGACUUUAUGGUAGAGGAUGAUGAUGAUGACAGUGAUUAUGGGCGACCCAAACGAAGGAACUCAAAAGUGAGCAGGACAAGCAAAGACAAGAAAUUGCCUAAAUCCAGGAUAAAGGCUUCAGAAGAAAGAAAUUCAAGUUUGGAGCAACAUAAGGGAACCCGAGGACCCAAAAAGAAGAGAGGAAAACGUCAGACAAAGGUGAAGAGAGUUGUGAAGAAGGCCUUGCCUAAAGAAGAUGAUGAAGAUAUUGAGAGCAACAAGGAUGAGGAGGAAGAGGGGCAGGAUGAAGACAAGGAGUCGCCACCCGUCCGCAAGAAGAAAAAGGAUGACGAAAGUGGUGCGGAAGAAGAGAAUAAUGGUGACGGAGAAAAGGAGGAAGAGAAAGAGAAUGAGAAUGACAAAGAGGAGAAGGAUGAUGUUUCUGAGGAGGAAGCUCCAUCAGGUGAAGACUGAAAUCUUUUACCUGUGGGUGAAAAUGUCUGUUAUCUGUCUUUUUCUUAAGGAACAGUAGAAUUUCCGACAAUACUUAGUGUUUUGGAUGUUUGUCUCUCAGCUUGUAAAUACCAUAUCUUAAUCUGUGAAGUAUUGUCAGACCUACCCUAAAUGGUGUAGCUUAAUCCUAAAAAUGGGAUUUUCUUCAACCUAAAUGCUGUCUUUGGUAUUAAUAUUUAUCAAUGUUUCAAUUACAGCCUUGUGCUAUUUUCUGCUUAAAUAAUUUUGUUACAGUUGACCUUCAGUGUAUAACAAUGAAGGAAGAAGAUUGUCAUAUUCGGCCAAAAAAUAAUGCUAUUUUUACUUUUAGAUAAUACUGUAUGGUUUCCUAACUUUGAACAUGGGAAUUCUUUCGCCCUAAAUGCGUUCUUUUGUAUUCAUUUUUAUGUAUGUUUCAAGUUUUGCAUUCUUUUUGCUGAAAUCGUUUUGGUACAGUUAUAACAAAGAAGGAAAAAAGAAUGUUAAACUCUCCCAAGAAAUACAGAUUAUACUAUAUGCUAAUCUGUAUUUCACAAUAACGGGCACCUUACAUUUUUUUUAAAUAUAUUUGAAAUUAAAUCUGUUUGAAAGUAACUGCUUGUUUACUCUCAAGUAAAGCAACUCCCUGACUUUAUAAAUGUACAUGAUCUCAACCCAGCUGCAUUGACUGGUGCAAAUACAGGCUUAUAAUAAACAUAUGCUUGUUAUAAUGAACAUAUGCUUGUUAUCAUGAACUGCACUGGAUUUUUGUGCCUGCAGUUCAGUUACUUGAUGUGUCUUUUGACCUGUCUGCAUUGCUAUAUAAACUGUAAGUUCCAUAGCUUUAGUAUGCUACUUGCUCCACUUUUUGUGCAGUUAAUUCUUGAUUCAGUCUAGUAAAUCAGCUUUUUUGUAUCUGAGCAUUUGAACUAAGAAGACUUUUUUUUUUUUUUUUUUUUUUUAUGGUUGUAUUGAAUCUCUUUCAUGGGUGGCAUGCUUUCAUGGAUGUGGUGCAUCAUGCUCUGAUGAAGUAUUGUAGGAGGAGUCUCAGCCAGAUUGGCCGGGCUCUGUAAAUUAAUGAUUUAAAUCUUGAGAAUGAGUGAUGUCAGAAGUGAGCUAGUGAAGACCUUAUUGACCUCUGUGAUGCUUCAGAAAAUGUUGAUGCUUAUAGAUGCCUUUUUUAAAUGAGUGGUUUAUUUAACCAUUAGAAUGGUAAAACAAAACUGAAUUCAGUGUACACCAUCCGUAGCUUUCUCAGCUUCAUAUUACUAUUUUUAUUGCUUGGAUCUCCAUCCUAAUCUGUAGCCUUUCGGUCUAUAUCAGAAUUUAUCCUAAAUAAAUGUUUGUUUUAAUUACGCUAUUCUGAUUUUUGUAAAAUUUGUUUUACAAGGAAAA
This is a messenger RNA of Xyrauchen texanus (razorback sucker), 2673 nucleotides long. RefSeq names its product nuclear ubiquitous casein and cyclin-dependent kinase substrate 1-like. Bases 349 to 1281 code for a protein of 310 amino acids. Gene Ontology annotation, molecular function: single-stranded DNA binding; double-stranded DNA binding. Gene Ontology annotation, biological process: interstrand cross-link repair; double-strand break repair via homologous recombination. The record is from RefSeq and is a predicted model, not a curated record. The transcript has 9 exons. NCBI's taxonomy places the organism in Eukaryota, Metazoa, Chordata, Actinopteri, Cypriniformes, Catostomidae. Gene Ontology annotation, cellular component: cytoplasm.